This is a messenger RNA of Microstroma glucosiphilum, 1044 nucleotides long. RefSeq lists its product as hypothetical. Lineage: Eukaryota; Fungi; Basidiomycota; Exobasidiomycetes; Microstromatales; Microstromataceae. The coding region runs from base 34 to 996 and encodes 320 amino acids. The transcript has 4 exons. Gene Ontology annotation, molecular function: RNA binding; zinc ion binding. The record is from RefSeq and is a predicted model, not a curated record.
GACCAUACUCAAACACGACCAUCCACAAGCACCAUGGAGGAUCCUGUGGGCCACCUGGCCGAACCAACGUACCCUCAGCAUGCCAAUGGACAUACAAAUACGCAAGAGGAGGAAGAGCAGCAAGAAUAUAGCCCCGUCGCAGGCCCCUCUGGCUCGGGCUCGGGCUCCUACUCUCCAGCCUCACGCUCCCCCACCCCUCCUCUCACCCCACCGACUCCUCUACCUCCUCUUCCUUCGUCCUUGCUCCAGUCCAUCUUUGCCUCGUACCCCCUUCCCAUCUCUCUUCCCUUCCCACAGUCACAUCCAGAUCCUCAAAAACGCACAGUAUGCAAGCACUGGCUCAGAGGUCUCUGUAAGAAGUCGGAUGCGACUUGCGACUACCUACACGAGUACGACAUGCGCAAGAUGCCCGAGUGCAGAAUGUUUGCCACAUUUGGCUUUUGUAAUAGCGGAGAGGACUGUCUGUACCGGCAUAAGCUGCCAAGGGAGAAGAGGCGGGAGUGUGAAGAGUACAGGAGGGGCUUCUGUCCAAGAGGACCCGAGUGCGCUAAGAAGCAUAUCCGCAGGACAGUCUGUCCUUAUUACGUCGCCGGCUUCUGUCCAAAAGGGCCAGAAUGCAAGCAAGGCCACCCGAAAUCGACCGAACCUUCACCCCAGUCUCGUCGCACAUCUCCGAUCCUGAAUCACAAGCCUCUCUCGGCAGAAGAAGCAUUUGGGCCUCCCCCGCAUCUGAGGGAAGGAGGCGACCAGACACGUCCUCCUCGCCGCGAAGGUGGGCCGCCGGGCGAUAGGAGGGGAGGAGAUCGGCCUAUGCGAGGACAGGGGGAUCGACCGGGAGGUGGAGGGAGAGAUCAUUCACAGGUACUUUGUUUCAAGUGUGGAGAAACGGGACACUACGCCAACCACUGCCCGAAUCCGAACCGGCCUGGAAACCGUGGAGGUGCAGAUCGAGAUGAUCGCGGAGGAAGAGGUGGUGGCCGACCAGCGCCGUACUGAGAAUGCGAGGAAACACAGAAAUCAAGAAGCUACACUUUUCAGACCAGA